Molecule: messenger RNA, 797 nt
Organism: Medioppia subpectinata
Lineage: Eukaryota; Metazoa; Arthropoda; Arachnida; Sarcoptiformes; Oppiidae
Source: the annotation of a GenBank genome assembly
AUUUAUUUUGUCUCUGGGUUUAUAAAAGUGAUUAACUAUUUAUGCAAACUAUUUAAUUCAAGUGUUCAUUCACUACACGACUAAUUGUUAAACACAAUCAUUUUAAACCUACAUUCAAUUAACAAUCAACUUGUCUAUCAAUACUACAAUCAUUAUGAAGACAAUCAUUAUUAUACUGUUAUUCGGAUUCUGUUUGGGCGAAGAGAAGGUGAAGACAGAAGUCGAAUGCGAGUGUCGUUUACAACUAAAUAGUGGCAAAAAGUUGCAGAAAAUAGAGAUCCCGACUAAAGAGAUCGCAGUCUCCAACCAAUGCAAUACCGAUGACUUUAUACUCUGUGCCGAAGCGUGUAAUCAAAAGAUAUCAAACGAGACAAACGGCUAUAAUCUAACUGAACCGCAAGCGGGUGUCGAGAGUAGUGUAAGUUUGGGUCAAUCGUAUUGCGAUAAAAUUGGACACGACGUGAGAAACGCCCGGAUCUAUCAAUCGGUGACUCUUGAGUGUGAAAUCGAAAGAGAGAUAACUCAGGAGAGGAACGGAACCGUUAUUAGUGUCGGCACUUCUGAAUCAGAGUCUUCCAUCACUCGAUUCGUCGAAAGCGGUUUCAAACAGUCCUUCAAUUGUGUCGACAAAAAGUUUGCGUUAAACGAGUAAAAUAUGCUUUUCAACGACUCAACCAUUUAUUACUCCAAUAUAUUCUCAAUUAUUUGAAACGUUUUCACGUUUAAAACACAUUUCAAAUAAAUCUGAUAAUUAGUAUUUAAUAAAAAUAAGUUUAAUAAUAAUUCUAUUUAUGAAA